UUGUUUUAUCCUGCACAUGGGUCGAAAGCUAUGACAGCAGACACCAAGACCAUCGUUAAAGACUCAAAGAGUGGGAAGGAGUCUGUUUUUAGCAGAGACACACUGCGAAAUUACUUGUUGUCCCUUGCACAAGGACUAAAUACCGAGUUUGUCAGCAUUGAUGUGAUUCUUGAUAAGGUCGUCAGUGGUCUUCCCGAUCGUCUCACUGUUCAAGAACUGCUCGACUUGACAGCGGAAGUGAGCGCUUCCCUGACUACUGUGCACUACGAUCAUUCCUACCUGGCAGCAAGAGUGCUAGCUCGUCACUUGCAAAAGCAAGUAUGUGGUAGUUUUUCAGAAAAUGUGAACCGAAUGAGACAAUAUCGUCCUUCGAAGUAUCGAAAUUUCAAAUCUCUCAUUGCUGCAGAUGUUCAUGAUAUUGUGAACAAACAUGCUGAUGUAUUGAAUAAAGCCAUCGCACCUGAAAGAGACUUGGAGAUGGAUUACCUUGGUUUCAGAACAAUGGAAAGAUCAUAUUUGCUAAAAAUGGAUGGAAGACCUUGCGAGACUCCUCAGUAUUUGUUUAUGAGAGUGGCCAUUGGGAUACACAAAGGUAAUAUAGACCGCGUUCUCGAAACAUACAGACUUAUGUCCGAAAAAUACUUCAUCCAUGCUUCGCCUACGCUGUUCAACGCCGGUACCGAAACGCCUAAUUUAUCCUCCUGUUUUCUUCUUGCAAUGGAUGGGGACUCUAUAAAUGGCAUUUUCAGAACGAUUCACAAGUCCGCCCUGAUUUCUAAAGCGGCUGGCGGAAUUGGCAUACACGUUUCAAACAUCCGAGCUGCCGGCUCUUACAUUUCUGGAACUAAUGGUACAUCCAACGGACUUGUGCCUAUGAUUCAAGUCUUUAACAGCACCGCAAAGUACGUGGAUCAAGGUGGAAAUAAAAGACCAGGCGCUUUUUGCAUGUAUUUAGAGCCGUGGCAUGCAGACGUGUUUGAGUUCCUGGACUUGAGGAAAAACCAUGGAAAGGAAGAAACUCGCGCUAGAGAUUUAUUUUAUGCUCUUUGGAUACCAGAUUUGUUUAUGGAGAAAGUCGAGAAAGAUCAAGAGUGGUGCCUUUUUUCCGAGGAUCAAUCUCCUGGACUCAGUGACACUUAUGGAGAUGAAUUUGUCAAGCUUUACAACAGGUAUGAACGUGAGGGUCGCUAUAUCCGUAAAGUGAAAGCCCAGAAACUGUGGCAUGCGAUACUAGUUUCUCAGACGGAAACAGGGACCCCUUUCCUGCUCUACAAAGACGCCUGCAAUAAAAAGUCUAACCAGCAAAAUUUGGGUACCAUCAAGUCAUCCAAUCUCUGUUGUGAAAUCGUUGAAUAUUCAUCUAAUGAGGAAACAGCAGUCUGCAAUCUAGGCUCUUUGGCACUUCCUUCUUUUGUCCACGAUGUCAAUGGAGAACGGAAGUUUGAUUUCAAAUUGCUCCAUGAUGUCUGUAAGACUCUCGCUCUCAAUUUGGAUACGGUGAUUGAUGUGGGGUCUUAUCCUUUGCCGGAAGCCGAGGUUUCAAACAAAAGACACAGGCCAAUUGCUAUUGGUGUGCAGGGUCUGGCUGAUGUAUUUUUCAAGCUGCGAAUGCCGUUUGGCUCUCCAGAGAGCCGGAAACUAAACGUUCUCAUACAUGAAACAAUCUACCAUGCAGCUUUAGAAUCCUCAACAGAGCUGGCCGAGAUCUACGGACCGUACGAUUCCUAUUCCGGAUCUCCAAUCUCAAAAGGAAUCUUGCAGUACGAUUUUUGGAAUGUUAAACCAAGUGAUAUGUGGGACUGGGAAGGUUUGAAAGCUAAAAUUCAUCGGAAUGGUGUCAGAAACUCCUUAUUGGUUGCCCUAAUGCCUACCGCCUCCACAUCGCAGAUAUUUGGCUUUACAGAGUGUUUCGAGCCGAUCACCUCUAACACGUAUUCGAGAAGAGUCUUAUCGGGAGAGUUCCAGGUUGUGAAUAGGUAUUUGGUCGACGAUCUCGUGAAUUUGAAUCUGUGGGGCCCAGAAAUGAAAAACGAAAUUGUUCGAAUGGAAGGAUCCGUCCAAGCCAUCGAAAGCAUUCCUGCCGACAUCAAGGAAAUAUAUAAAACGGUUUGGGAAAUUCAGCAACGAGCACUUAUAGAUAUGGCUGCAGACCGUGCUCCGUUCAUUGACCAGUCCCAGAGCAUGAACCUAUUCAUGCGGAAUCCGACCAUGUCCAAACUGACCAGCAUGCACUUUUAUGCAUGGAAGAGAGGGUUGAAAACAGGCAUCUAUUAUUUGCGAACCCAAGCUGCUGCAUCUGCUAUCAAAUUCACUCUCACGCCCUCUGGAUUCAAAAGAAGUAUCCCAGAGUCUGAGGAUACUACCAAAAGACGCAAAUCGAACGGGAGCGAGGUUGCCGAAAAUUACAACAUCUAUGACAAAGAUAAUGUUCUUGCUUGCAAGGUUGGAGAUCCAGAGACUUGCGACGCUUGUUCGAGUUAAUAUUGUAAAUAUUCAUAAAUUAGAUGCCAAAAUGGCUCACAUAGGCAGCGAACUUGCGGGCGGUAGAGCCGGAAGGUGGUUCGAUCUUGGAAAUGCUUAGCACACUGAGGGCCGCGAGGGUCGUGUUAAAGAAUAUUACACCGUACGCAUUCUUGCGGGCUCUUCGACUAAACCACCGCAGAUAAUGCAGUGUUCCAGCGAGAAUGUGGUAAGAUGUUACCCCCACCAAGGUAAGGAGUCCCGUGGCUCUAAUGAACGGGCUUUGUGCGACGGCCCAAGCAAUGUAGGAUAGAUCCACCAUGGACGAGUCUCCAUCGACUGCUAAGGGCCCAAUUCGUUGGUGAAAAACGUGUAGCGUCAUCAAUGGAAGUAAUAAAUAGCCAGAGAACCGCAGAGGCGUCAGUCCUAGCAUCCUGAAGCUUAACGAAGGUCUAGGUCCGAGACCCAGUAAAUAUGUGAUUCCUCCAAGCCCGCUGCUCUUAUCAAUCUCCGCUUCUUUCGCGGACAAACUUGUCGGAGACGUUUUCUUGCGCAACCUGCCGUACUUCACAUAGUUGUCCCAUUUUUUGGCGAAUUGCAGAGCUAUGCCACUCAGGACAUGGACACAAGCAGACGCAAGCAGAAUAGCUUCUGAAUAUCCCGUUUGGUAUAGUUCACGGCCCAUGGAUAUCACCUGUUCGGCAACAUCAACUCCAGCAAUAGGUGGAGCAAGAACGACGCCUGACAGAUGCACCACUGUAAAGAGGCCCAUUGGAAUAGUAGAGUACUUCUGGAACACAGCUAGAGUCCGCACGACUUUGAGACUUAGUCUGUUGGAUGAGGGAGUCACCGGUAUUCCUAUCGGGAUUUCGUCCCCGGAGACGGGUUCUGGAGACACCGGACGUAGCGAAGACAUGUCAAAUUUGCAGAUCAGCAAUAAUUCCUGAUUAUCUCUUUU
Molecule: messenger RNA, 3418 nt
Organism: Ogataea polymorpha
Lineage: Eukaryota; Fungi; Ascomycota; Pichiomycetes; Pichiales; Pichiaceae
Exons: 1
Coding region: 31-2481 (816 amino acids)
Biological process (GO): deoxyribonucleotide biosynthetic process; DNA replication
Cellular component (GO): ribonucleoside-diphosphate reductase complex
Molecular function (GO): ATP binding; ribonucleoside-diphosphate reductase activity, thioredoxin disulfide as acceptor
Source: RefSeq, a predicted model, not a curated record